Messenger RNA from Caenorhabditis angaria, 8456 nucleotides. Lineage: Eukaryota; Metazoa; Nematoda; Chromadorea; Rhabditida; Rhabditidae. The record is from the annotation of a GenBank genome assembly.
AUGCAACAGAAAAAUGUAUUAUUUCAAUUAAAAAUUCUUUCAGUGGAACAAUAUGCGUUUUAUGUGGCUUACAAUCCACGAUUAGAGCACAUUUUUAUUCCAAAUAUAGAAGUUAUAUACACCGAUGUUUUGAAGAUUGAUGAAGAUUUUAUUGGGUAAUAGUUCUUGAGAAUAUUUUUUUUUGAAAAAUAAUGAUUUUUAGAAUGCUAAUCAUAGAUAAUCCAGCUCUCUGUUUUGAUUAUGAUAUUUUGAUGAAACUAAUAACUUUUCCAAGAGCAAGAAUUCAACGAAAUGUAUUAUGCAAUCGGCAAAUAAUCGAAAAAAGUGAUAAAUUCAUAAAAUAUACAGAUAUCAAUCAUACAAGUUAGUUGAAAAUUUCUAUUAAUUCUAUUCAUUGUUAGAAUUAAUUUCAGAGAUUUUCUGCAAUAUGGCAUGGUUUAAUUAUUCGAUGCCGGAAGGUUGUCAAAUUAUUGAUUAUGGAAUAAUAGUUUAUGAACCAAGUGAUGUUAGUUUGAUAAAAGAAUGUAUUCUUGAAAUGUAUUCAUUUUAGGGAUCAGAACUACAAAAACAAUUUGAAAGCGCUAUUCAAAGUGUUGAAAUAAUUUUGGGACCAAUUUUGAUAUAUAGCACAUCAUUGACUUCACUCAAUUUUAGUAGUUUAUAUUUCGUUAACAAUAUGCAUUUUGAUAUUGGUGACCAAGACUAAUCCUAAGGAUGUGUAUUUUAAACAAUAAUAUUUUUAGAACGUGUGAGUUGGAUGAAAUAUGGUAUCAGCUUAUUUAACAAUUCGAAACUGACGCAUUUGAGUUUUCCUCUUCAUCCUAACUUUCUUCAUUAUGGAGUAACUCCAUAUAUUCAAACAGAACUCAAUGAUGCAAUUAUUUUGGAUGAUUCUUUAUGUGAUUAUGUCAAAAGUUUUUAUAAUUUUGAGUUCAAGGAUAAAUUUCAAUCUUGCGGUAACCAUUUUUUCCAUAUCCAUCAAGCAUUUUCUUUAAUUUGAGGCGUUUUCCCAACCAUCUUAACGAAUUAUAAAAUAUUGCUUCCAAUGAUUUUGGAAACUGUUUUAUGUGCUGUUUUCACAAUAUCACUUUACAUAUCUAUGUGGGUAGUGAUAAUUGAGAAGACCAAACACAUUGUUAGUCAGUUUCAAUAUGCAAUCAUAAUUUAUAUAAUAAUAUGUUCUGCUGAAGCAGUUUAUGUGGUGUUGAACUAUGUUCAGGUAAUUAGACUAGAUCAGCAUCAGAAUCAGAGAAUAAUAAAUUCAAUUAUAGUUUUAUGAUGAAGAGGAAAAGUUUGCAAUAAUGGUUGGAAUACAGUUUUUGUUCAUUUCAAAUAAAGAACAAUAUUUUUAUCAAACACUGAAUAUUAUUUAUACAAAUCGAUUAGCUUUGUUAUGUUCAUGUUGUAUUUAUAGAACUGUUGCGUUCAUGAGGUAUGAAAACGUGGAAGUGAAGAUUCCGUUCAAAAUUUAAAAAAAAAUUAUUUUUAGAUAAAAAUUCAGAAACACAUCUCAUUUUUUUAGCAUGAGCAAUGGGAAACUAGCAAUAUUCAUAGCUUUCAUGAUUUUUGUAAUUUCAAACGUGACAAGCCUCGGAGGUUUAGCUGGACAGGUCUGAUAUAUACCGAAUUCCUUGCAUCACAAUACAUAUACUUUUUAGGGAAGUCAGUAUAGUUAUGUCAUUUGCCCACUGAAUUGGCUAACCUUCUUUAUAGCAAUAACAACAUCAAUCAUAUUAACUAUUUAUAUCCCCAAAAUACUGUAUGAUCACCCGAAAAUCAUUGCUCAUCAGAAAAAAUUGUCAUUCACAUUUAUCACACAGGUUUGAAAAUUGAUCAAUCCUUCUCCUAAAGUCAUUGUUAUUCUUCAGGCUGGAUUAGCAUUCAUUGUUUGUGGAUUUCCUGAAGCAUUUUUUCAAACAUUUUUAUAUGAGAAAAGUAGAUCUCAAUUACGAGUUUAUGGAGAAUCAGAUUUAGCGAAUUUUAUCAGAUCUCAAAGUGUUUGGAGUUAUCAUGUAAGAUUUUUUAUUUUCAAUACAAGGAAUAUAAUUUUGCAAAUUUAGUAUCAAUCUAUUAUUUCAAGAUGGCAUUAUUUGAUCUCGGCGAUUAUUUUGAGGUUCUUUUAAGAAUCAAAAUGUGGGAAAAAACAAAGAUAAAUUAUAUUUUUUCAGGAUUUCCAUCAGAGACAUGUUGAAGCGAAUUUCUACAAAAGCUGAGAAGAAAACAAAUAUUGCUACACCAAAAAACUUCUAAAGUUUGAUUGAUUUUUGUAUAUAAAUAAAUAAAUGUUUUUUUUGUAAUCCCCCCAAGUCUUAGGAACAAUUCACAUAGCUAUUAAGAAUUUUUGGCAUAUUAAAGCUAUCAAUCAGCUUAACACAUUUGGUUGCUAAUCUAUAAUUAUGAGAUGAGGAACUCCAUUUUUUUAUAUUCACCAAAAAAAAAUAUAAUUCAUAUGAUUCAUCUCUUCAUUGUUUUAUUGUUUUUUGAAACAUACGGUUUGUUAAAUAAAUCAAGGAAUAAAUGAAAAAUAUUCCAAAUUUUUUCAGAUUGUUUGAUAUGUAGUUUUACAUCAGAUAUAUCAGAACUUGAUGAUGGAUGUACAACAAUAGAUGGGAUUGUCAUUCUAGACCAAACAUCGAAUGAUACAACAUAUCAACUUUUCAAGAAAAAAUUAACAAAAGUAGAACAUAUUAUUGGUAGUGUAGUUGUUACCAAUUCAACUUUCAAACAUUUAGAUUUUCUACCAGAACUUCGAACAAUUGUUUAUACUCCAACAUACUUUCAUUAUAUAUACGGUAACUUCUGGAACUUGUUUUCAAAAAUCUAAUAAUUCUUUUUCUGCAGUUCGUCAGUUUGCACUUUAUAUUGUUAACAAUCCCGAGCUUGAAACUUUCAGAAUACCAAAGAUUGAGAUGGUUUAUGACAAUGUGAUGCCAACAGAUGUCAGCUUUAUUGGGUGAGAUUUUUCAAAAAAAACAUUUCUGUAUUUUUUUAUUUUUUUAGAACUCGCAUACAAGAAAACCCAGUAAUUUGUUUCCAUUAUGAAACAUUGAUUAGAAUCUACACAUUUCCAAGACUCCAAAUUCAACCCAGAACACUAUGCAAUAAAAAAAUUAUUGAUGAAACUUUUGUUUAUACAAAAUAUACAGAUCAGAAUGAGACAAGUGGGUUGAGAGAGACUUUGAAAAAUUCAGGAAGAUUUUUUUUUUUCAGAAAUUUUCUGCGAUAUGAAGUAUUUCAAUUAUUCUGCACCAUUGGGAUGUCACAUUUUUGAAUAUGGAAUCAUUGUGAAUGAACUUUAUGAUGUAUACAGUGUUUUUUCGAAAGAAAAUGGUAUAUUUCAAGGAGAUGUGGGCUUGAAUACAUUUCAAAAAGCUAUUGAAAGUGUGGAGAUUAUUUUGGGACCAAUUUAUAUUCAAAAUUCAAAAGCUGUUGUUUUGAACUUUUCCAAUUUGAGAAUGAUUAAUAAUAUGUUUUUUGAUUUGGGUAAGUAUGAAUAAAUACGCGCUUUUGAUUUACCAUAAUUCAUAAUGAAUAAAUGAAUUUUAAUUAAAAUUGUCAGAACAAUAUAUGAGAUUGAUGCAUGCAGUUUAUUUUUUCAACAAUAGCAACCUUGUCACUGUCAGUUUCCCACGUCAACCAAAAAUUUAUCAUUAUGGAAUUACCCAGUUUAUAUAUACUGAUCUUAAUGAAAACGUUAUACUUGACGAUAAUCUAUGCUCAUAUGUCAGAAGAUUUUAUAUGUUUGAAUUCAAUGAUGUUUUUUCAAAGUGUGGUAAUUUUUUUUUGUUUUUGAUAAAAUAUUGAUUGUUUUACAUCAAUUCUCAUGAUUCAGGAACAAUACCAAUUUUUACUCCAAUUUCAACUGCAUAUAUAACUUAUAUUGAAUCAGUGUUUUGUAUAAUUUUAACAUUUUCUUUAUACAUUUCUUUGUUUUGGACAAUUCUAAAAACUGAACACAUAGUCAGUUAUUUUCAAUACUCCAUUAUAGUUUAUAUAGUGAUAUGUUCAUUGGAAGCGUUUUAUGCAGUUUUGAACUAUAUUGAAGUUAGUUGAAUGUUAGAAAAUCUUCAAUUUCAAGAUUACUUCAGGUAUUUGAUGAUAACAAUUAUGGACAUCUUCUUGGAAUUCAAUUCUUAUUAUUUUCCAACAAGCGUUCAUAUUUUUACCAGAUUUUCAAUAUGUUUUACACAAAUCGUUUGGCUUUGUUAUGUUCAUGCUGUCUUUAUAGAACUGUUGCGUUUAUUAGUUUGAAUAAUGGAAAAUUAGCAAUGUUUUUUGCAUUCCUUAUAUUCGUGAUUUCAAAUGUAUCAAGUUUUGGAGAUCUUUCAGGAGCGGUCUGUCAUUUGUUUGAUGAAAUUGUAGAAUAAUAUCAAUUAUGAAAAUAAUAUUAUCAUAAUUUUUAGAGUAGACAAUACAGUUAUGUGCUUUACCCAUUCACUUGGUUUACAUUCGGUCUAGCCUAUCUGACAUCAAUAAUUUUGAGUUUAUAUUUAGCAAUGACUUUCAAAAAUUACAAAGCUAUUCGAGCUCAUCAAUUAAAAUUAUCAACAAUUUUUUGCUCACAGGUAAACCUUAAUUUGAGUUUUUUCUAAAAUAUAAUUCCCAGGCAACACUGGCAUUUUGUAUCUGUGGAUUUCCGGACGCAUUUUUCGAGACGUAUUUAUAUACUUUGGGAAGAACUCAAUUGAGAACUAGAGAGAGUGAUGGAUUGUGGAAGAUUGUUAGAAGUCACACUGUUUUCAGUUAUAAUGUGAGUUAAUAUUGAUUAAAUGAAAAAUUCAAAGACAUUUUUGCAGUAUGCUUCAAUAAUUGUCCGUUGGCACUACCCAAUAUAUGCAUUCAUGUUACGACUAUCCAUUCGAUCCAUGUUGAAAAAGGUGUCAACGAAAAUAGAAACCGUUAAACGUAUAAAAAAUAAUGGUUUCUUGUAGUAGUGCCCUUUCAUUUUGAAUGAAUCUUCCCCCGCUUUUUUUGCUGUUUGAAUUUUCUUCUUGAUCAUACUACAAACAAAACUUGAUCAGUAAUUACUGUAACAUGUGAUUUUUUUCAAAAACAAAAUGAAGUUCAGCCAUUUUACUCUUUAAUUUUUUUUGACAUUUGAUUCGAGAAAAGAUAUAUAAUUUUUUUUUGAAAAAAAAAACCAAAAACUAAUUGAAUAGGGUGGAUAAGUCAGCGUAUUGCUAGCUGUAUUGAUUAUUAGCUGUCGCGUCAUGUAAUAAAGAUCGGUACAAACAUUAAACACAGGUGCUGGGAGCCUGACCAAAAAUUGGUGCAUUUUUGACCAAAAAAAAUUUAGUCAAAAUUCGGCCAUUUUUUGACCAAUUUUUGAUCAAAUUACUGUUUUGGCCAAAUUAUGAUCAAAAUUUAGUCAAAAAAUUGGUCAGAAAUUCGCCAAAAAUUGACCAAAAUUACCGAUUGACCAAUAUUUGGUCAAUUUUUGACCAAAAAACGAAUUGGUGCAUUUUUGGUCAAAAAUUGGUCAACCUCCCACCACCAGUGAAUCAAACCCCUGCGACAUAGCUUUUCUCUCAAGAUUUGGUAAUUCUCAAUGAAUAAGUGUUGUAGAAAAAAAUGAAGUUUAGUCUCUUCACCCUUCAAUUUUUCGGCAUUUUCUUCGAAAAGGAUAUAUAAUUUUUUCGAAACAAACAAAAAAAUUAAUUAAUAGUUAACACCUACCUAAAAAAUCAAAUUACUUUCAAUUAAUUUUUGCAAGGUUUGGAAAAUGCUUCUUCUUUUCUUGUUGAUUUUUGGAGUUUUCGAAAGAUCAGGUAAAAUAUUUGUUAAUAUGGUAUUUAUUAAUCACAAAUUUUUAAAGGUGCUUUGGAUUGUUAUAUAAGUUACCCGAUUUCGGCGCUACCGAACAACUGCACCACAAUGUAUGGCUCAUUUGAAACUAAUGCGUCAGUGGAUAUCACUUACGAGGUAAAUUAAUAUAAUUCCCAAACAUCCUAAAAUCAUUUUGAAUUUUCAGAUUUUGACUCAAAAGUUCAGCACAGUUCAAAAGUGGUAUGGAGAAAUUCACAUUUUCAAUACAAAUUUUGAAGAUCUCGGAUUUUUUGCUUCCUUGGAAUAUGUUUAUUUCGAUUGGCUUGAUAUUUAUUUCAGUGAGAAAUUUUUUAUUUAUAUUUUUCUCUUAAAUUAAAAUUUUUAGAUAAUGACGAUUUGGUUGAGUUUUACUAUGCAACAUUUUGGAUAAGAAACAAUACAAAUUUGAAAAGUCUGAAAAUGCCAAAGCUAAAAACAAUUAUAGCAAAUGUUCUACCGACAGAGUAUCAUCAACAUUCGUAAGUUAUAUUUUUAUUUGGGUGCGCAUAUCUGAAAUUCGACAAUUUCAGAAUUUAUAUAAACAAAAAUCCCAAUCUCUGUCUCACUGAAACUGAACAUACGACACUUCGUGAAUUAGAUCGAUCAAUAAUUGAAAAUAUUGUAUUGUGCACUGAUGAUCUCCCAAGUAUGUUUCUAACAUUCUUCAGAUAAUUUCUAUUCAACAAUUUUUCAGAAAAAUAUUGUUAUCGAGAUUUCUUCACUGGAACCAAUUUUCCGCAAGGCUGUCAAAUUUUAAUGUCUGGAAUUUGGAUGAGAGAUGAAAAGGUUUUAUAAAGUUUCAGAUAACUUCAAAAAUCUGAAUUUAUUUUCAGAACACAUCGUAUCAAGAGAGCAUAAACCAAGCUUUAUCAACUGUUGAAGAAGUUUAUGGGCCAAUUGUGAUAUUUCAAACAAAUUAUACAAAUUUAUCAUUUCCACAAUUGACAACUAUCAGAAAUCAAUAUUAUGACUCACAGAAUAGUAAAAAAUAACCCCUCGAUGUAUCUAUAAUUAUUUUUUUAUUCAUUUUCAGGCUGGCAGUGGCAGGUGCUUAUUAUUCGAGGAAAUAAAUUUAUGACAUCGAUCGAAUUUCCAAAAUUAACAAAUUUUCACCAUUUUGGUAAUCAAUAUCAAGUAACAGUUUCGAAUAACAUCAGAAUGCCAUAUUCGGAACAGAAUUGUAAUUUAUAUAGGAGAAUCCCGUUCUUUUCAGUGACUGAUGAUUAUUAUAGCUGUGGUUUGUUUCAGAUUUUAGAAAUAGGAAAAAAAAACUCUGAUUCAAAUUUCAGGUUUGGUUCCUAUAAUCAAUGAUGGAACAUGGGAUACUAAUUUGAUGCUCCAAGCAGCUGAAAAAAUAGCAUCUAUAUUUUGCAACACAAUUUUAGCAAUCUUCAUAGCUGUCAAAACAUAUCAAACAAAAAUUGAUGUCAAUUUCUUUCAUUUUGCUCUAACAGCUUUAGUUCUUGUCAAUAUUGUAGAAGCUCUUUAUAUAAAUCUGAACUACAUCGAGGUUGAAGUUAAUGGAAACAAGUAAUUGACAAAAAAUUUUUUUCAGAUCUUCAACAAAAACGGUUUCGGUAUCCCAUUUGGUAUCCAGUUUAUAUAUUUCAGUAUUAAAAAAUCAUACCUAUCCCAAAUUUCAAAUGCAAUGUAUGUUAAUCGCUUGUCUCUAGUGAUUGUGUGUUCUCUUCAUAGAUGUCUCCUACUGAUAAGGUAUGUAAAAUGGAAAGAUUUAGGAGGUCUAGAAAAAAACUUUUAGUGAAUCGCUGGAAAAAUAUGGACUUGUUCUGUCGACUGGUGUUUUUGUGAUUGCAAAUAUUAUGAAUAUGAGAAUGCUUGAGGAAACGGUAAGCCAACAAUUUCAUGCUCUCAAAUUUGGACAACACAAAUUUUAUGAAUCACUACCUUUUUCAAACAAAUGUCUCUAUUCAAAUAUAGACAUUCUCAAGCACCAUAAUUUUCAAAGUGCUCUUUGACAGCUAAUAAUAUUUGCUCAUGAAUAAAAUCAAAUUUACUUAUGGAAACUUCAAAUUCAAAAAGGCAAAUACUCAUUAGAUCCUUUACAAAAAUUAUUGUUCAAAGAAAACGGGACAAAAACCUGAAAACAUCUCUUCGAUAUUGAAUCACAAACCAAUUUUUCAGACUUACCAAUACACAUUUAUCCUAUAUCAAUUGAACUAUGCAUGUCUUUUGAUCUCUCUGAUUUCCGCAAUUUAUUUGAAAGUUUUUCUUCCAAGAUAUUAUCCGUCAUACACUCAAAUCAUAACCCAACAAAACAAUUUAUCAAUUUUCCUGGUUUUGCAAGCUAUGUGGAGUUUUUUGAUUCAUGGUUUUUCCGAUGGUUUGGCUUACACUUUCCAGCAAUAUACUGCGAUUCCAAGGAUUGUCAAUUAUCGUAAUUGGUUUAUGUAUUGGGUGGGUAAAAACCUUUUUCCACAUUUUCAAAUUCAAUUUUUUUCAGUAUGGCAGUGCAAUUUAUCGUUGGCAUUAUUUGGUUUUUGGUUUCAUCACCCUGUAAGUUUCCAUCUUCAAAAAUUAUAUUUCUGUUUAAUUUAUUUUUUUAUAGAUAUUUUAUCUCUGAUAUAUUUGUCAAAUUCCCAACGCGUGCCAAAAUCACAUCCGUCUCUCAAUCAACAACAUCGAGAAGUUAA